Molecule: messenger RNA, 927 nt
Organism: Alligator mississippiensis (American alligator)
Lineage: Eukaryota; Metazoa; Chordata; Crocodylia; Alligatoridae
Product: olfactory receptor 10A4-like
Exons: 1
Coding region: 1-927 (308 amino acids)
Biological process (GO): G protein-coupled receptor signaling pathway
Cellular component (GO): membrane
Molecular function (GO): olfactory receptor activity; G protein-coupled receptor activity
Source: RefSeq, a predicted model, not a curated record
AUGACUGAGAUUGUGUUCCUGGGAUUCUCAGACUUCCACGAAAUCCAAGUUCUGCUCUUUGUGCUGGUGUUAGCCUUCUACGUGAUGGCCCUCCUGGGGAACACACUGAUAAUUAUUGUCACAGUGACCCAGCCAAUUCUUCAUGCACCCAUGUACUUUUUCCUCAGGAACUUGUCCUUCUUGGACAUUGGCUUCACCUCUGCUAUAGCCCCCAAACUGCUAGUGAAUCUGCUCUCAGAGAUCCAGACAAUCUCCUUCACAGGCUGUGGUGUUCAGAUGUUUUUCUUUCUUCUCUUUGGCCUCACAGAGUGCUGUCUGCUCUUUGUCAUGGCGUAUGAUAGAUAUGUGGCUAUAUGCAGACCCCUGCAGUAUACUCUCAAGAUGAACCAGAAGGUUUGCACUCAGAUGGCUGCUUUUUCAUGGACUAUUGGGAUACUAGUAGCUUUUGGACAAACAAUUUCAAUGUUUACUCUGCCUUACUGUGGUUCCAAUCGAAUGAAUCAUUUCUUUUGUGACAUUUCCCCUCUGCUGAGACUAGCCAUCACUGACACCUACAGGAAUGAAGUUUCUGUUGUCACAGUCACCAUUGUCUUCAUUCUGGUCCCUUUUUUGCUCAUCCUCUUGUCCUAUAUCUUCAUCAUCUCCACAGUCCUCAGGAUGCCCUCAGUAGAGAGCCAACGCAAAGCCUUCUCCACUUGCUCAUCACACCUCAUUAUAGUUUCUGUUUUCUAUGGUACCAUCAUAUUUACUUAUAUGAGACCCAAAACUAUGUAUUCUCCAGAUGGUGACAGGCUUCUCUCCCUGAUGUAUACAAUAGUGACACCAUCAGUUAACCCCAUUGUCUACAGUUUAAGGAACAAGGAGGUGAGGGUUUCUCUUAGGAAAUCAAUUGGGAGGAAAACUUUCUUUCAAGGUCAAUGGGCAUGA